Messenger RNA from Alosa sapidissima (American shad), 667 nucleotides. Its product is annotated as C-C motif chemokine 18-like. The transcript is spliced from 3 exons. Bases 212 to 508 code for a protein of 98 amino acids. Gene Ontology annotation, cellular component: extracellular region. The record is from RefSeq and is a predicted model, not a curated record. NCBI's taxonomy places the organism in Eukaryota, Metazoa, Chordata, Actinopteri, Clupeiformes, Clupeidae. Gene Ontology annotation, molecular function: CCR chemokine receptor binding; chemokine activity. Gene Ontology annotation, biological process: lymphocyte chemotaxis; positive regulation of ERK1 and ERK2 cascade; positive regulation of GTPase activity.
UAAAAGUGGGAUUUUAUGUGUGGGGUUUUAUGAAAUCUCCCCACCUGUUAGGGUCUCCCCGACAGCCUCCUCAUAAAGGGCCGUUUGUAACCCAGUCCCCAGCAGAUCGGUCUGUCACUUGGUCCUCAGCCGAGCCAAAACAUCCCAUCACUACCUGCUGCCUAGCUGCUCAGCUGCUCAGCCGUCCUCCUGCUGCGUGCACUCUAGUAACAUGGCCGUGUCUCGCCUCCUGCUGCUCACCACUCUGGUGCUGCUGGGUGCCAUCAUGAUCACAGAAGGACUGCGUAUGGCCAGUGGCCCCAAGAUGUGCUGCUUCAAGUUUGAAACUCGCCCACUGCCUCAGAAACGUGUGAUAAGCUACAGCCGCAUCAGCAUGCAGUGCCCUAAACCUGGUGUGGUACUUCAGACUCCAAGGCGUCAGGUGUGCGCGCAGCCCUCCGAGGCCUGGGUGCAGCAGAUCAUCAGUGGACUGGACGCCAAGAAACCUGGACAGCAGAGCCCGCUGUGAACAUGAGGCACACACACAAACACACUUGUUUGAACAUGAGGUCUACAGAUACCAACUCAUGUGAACACAAAGCCUACAGACACACACACUCAUAUACUAAACUACAGUGAACUAUAUGAUUUUGAAUGUAGAAAAAUGUAAAGUUACACUAUGCAAGAC